AUGAUGGCAGCAGCAGCAGCCGGCGGCGGCGAGGAUGCGGCCGCGGCGCCGAUCUCGGGCUCCUCCAAGACGGAGCAUGGCCAGCCGGACCGGACGAGAAAAGGCCCUUCGAUGCGGUAUCCGUUUUGGUUCGGGGGCAGCGCGAGCAGCAUGGCGGCGUGCGUCACGCACCCGCUCGACUUGGUCAAGGUGCGACUGCAGAUGCGACAGGGCGACGCGCCGCGGACCAUGACGGGCACCUUUGUGCACAUUGUCAAAAAGGACGGCCCCCUCGCCCUCUACAGCGGCAUCUCGGCCUCGCUGCUGCGGCAGCUGACCUACUCGACGGUCCGCUUCGCCAUCUACGAGGACCUGAAGGCGCGCCACGUCGCCCGCCGCGGCCGCGACCCCUCCUUCCCCGCCCUCGCCGCCAUGGCCGUCACGUCGGGCUUCGUCGGCGGCGUCGCCGGCAACUUUGCCGACGUGCUCAACGUGCGCAUGCAGCACGACGCCGCGCUGCCCCCCGCCGACCGCCGCAACUACCGCCACGCCCUCGACGGCCUCGCCCGCAUGGUCCGCGACGAGGGGCCCCUGAGCUGCCUCCGCGGCUGGCUUCCCAACAGCUCCCGCGCCGCCGUCAUGACGGCCGGCCAGCUCGCCACCUAUGACACCUUCAAGCGCCUGCUCAUGAACUACACGCCACUCGGCGACACCCCGACGACGCACUUUACCGCCUCCUUCCUCGCCGGCCUGGCCGCCGCCACCGCCACGAGCCCCAUCGACGUCAUCAAGACGCGCGUCAUGUCGUCGACGCAGAAGCAGGGCAUCGUCCGCCUCGUCGGCGACAUCUACAGGUCCGACGGCAUCGGCUGGAUGUUCAAGGGCUGGGUGCCCAGCUUCCUUCGGCUUGGGCCACACACCAUUUGCACGUUUGUUUUUCUGGAAAUGCACCGCAAGGCAUAUAGAAAGGUCAAGGGAUCGGACGACGAGAAGCUGUGA
This is a messenger RNA of Hirsutella rhossiliensis, 978 nucleotides long. RefSeq names its product mitochondrial carrier protein. Gene Ontology annotation, molecular function: thiosulfate transmembrane transporter activity; antiporter activity; malate transmembrane transporter activity. NCBI's taxonomy places the organism in Eukaryota, Fungi, Ascomycota, Sordariomycetes, Hypocreales, Ophiocordycipitaceae. Gene Ontology annotation, biological process: phosphate ion transmembrane transport; oxaloacetate transport; malate transmembrane transport. The coding region runs from base 1 to 978 and encodes 325 amino acids. The transcript is spliced from 4 exons. The record is from RefSeq and is a predicted model, not a curated record.